This is a messenger RNA of Volvox carteri f. nagariensis, 747 nucleotides long. RefSeq lists its product as uncharacterized. The transcript has 2 exons. The coding region runs from base 1 to 747 and encodes 248 amino acids. NCBI's taxonomy places the organism in Eukaryota, Viridiplantae, Chlorophyta, Chlorophyceae, Chlamydomonadales, Volvocaceae. The record is from RefSeq and is a predicted model, not a curated record.
AUGCCGUACCGGCGGACGCCAAGGCAGCUGAUGCCGUACCAGCGGACGCCGUCGCACCUGAUGCCGUACCAGCGGACGCCGUCGCACCGGACGCCGUCGCAGCGGACGCCGUGGCAGCUGAUGCCGUGCCAGCGGACGCCGUCGCAGCAGACGCCGUACCAGCGGACGCCGUCGCAGCGGACGCCGUACCAGCAGACGCCGUCGCAGCGGACGCCGUACCAGCGGACGCCGUCGCAGCGGACGCCGUACCAGCGGACGCCGUCGCAGCGGACGCCGUACCAGCGGACGCUGCAGCGGAUGCCGUACCAUUGGACGCCGCCGCAGCUGAUGCCACUGCAGCUGACACCGUCGCGGCUGAUGCCGUACCAGCGGACGCCGUCGCAGCUGAUGCCGUACCAGCGGACGCCGUCGCAGCUGAUGCCGUACCAGCGGACGCCGUCGCAGCUGAUGCCGUACCAGCGGACGCCGUCGCAGCGGACGCCGUACCAGCGGACGCCGUCGCAGCGGACGCCGUACCAGCGGACGCCGUCGCAGCGGACGCCGUCGCAGCGGACGCCGUACCAGCGGACGCCGUACCAGCGGACGCCGUCGCAGCGGACGCCGUACAAGCGGACGCCGUCGCAGCGGACGCCGUACAAGCGGACGCCGUCGCAGCGGACGCCGUACAAGCGGACGCCGUACCAGCGGACGCCGUCGCAGCGGACGCCGUACCAGCGGACGCCGUCGCAGCGGACGCCGUACCAGUGA